Molecule: messenger RNA, 1887 nt
Organism: Dryobates pubescens (Downy woodpecker)
Lineage: Eukaryota; Metazoa; Chordata; Aves; Piciformes; Picidae
Gene: DNAJC30
Product: DnaJ heat shock protein family (Hsp40) member C30
Exons: 1
Coding region: 102-740 (212 amino acids)
Source: RefSeq, a predicted model, not a curated record
CCCGCUGCUCGCCAUGCCGCCGCGUGACGUCAGCGCGCGGCGCCGCUGGCCCGAGCCGGGCGCGCCCGAGGAUGGCGGCGGCCGCGCGCUGAGGCGGUGCCAUGGAGCCGGCAGCGCUCGGCCGCCUCCGGCGCCUCCUGCCCGCCGCCCCGUGGGCUCCGCGGCCCGGCUUUUCUUUUACGCCGGCCCGCGGCGGGCAGACGGCCGGCGGCGGAGCUUCGCGGGUGCGCCGCGACCUGUACGAGGUGCUGGGCGUCCCUUCUACGGCGACGGCGGCGCAGAUCAAGACGGCGUACUACGAGCAGUCGUUCCGGUACCAUCCCGACCGCAACGCCGGCAGUGCCGCCGCCGCCACGCGUUUCGCCGCCAUUAGCGAGGCUUACCGGGUGCUGGGCAGCGCUGCCCUGCGCCGAAAGUACGACCGCGGCCUCCUCAGCGACCAGGACCUGCGUGACGCCCCCAAGCCCUCGGGCCGGCCGGCCGCCGCCAGCUCGCCGCCGCCCCGAGCGCCUCCCGCGGCUUCCCGUGGGCCCGUCCCGCCGCCCUUCAACUUCGACGCGUUCUACCGGGCGCACUACGGGGAGCAGCUGGAGCGGGAGCAAGCGCUGCGGGCGCGGCGGGAGCAGCUGCGCCUCCGCCGGGAGGAGUCGGCGGCCCGGGGACGCUUCCGGCUGCUCGCAGAGGCCUCGGUCGGAGUCGUCUUUGUCCUGGCUUUUGCCGUCCUUUACGGCUUAAAGUGACAGCGGGGCUGUGCGGUCACUGGGGCCCCCACCUUGCUGCCCUGCUGCCAUGGGAUGGCGUGUCACCAGUGGGCACCCACACAGCUGGCAGGCACCACGUACAGGGUCUGCUUGUCAGGCUAUGACAUUUCCCCUCUGCUGGUGUGACCUCCAGACACGGUACGUGACCAGUGGGCUCCAUGUGUUAAGCUCUGCGUCUUAGACCGAGAUGUGUCUCAGUGUGACCUUCAGUGACAGCACACAACCAUCCAGCGCCGUGUGUGGGCUCAGCUCCGUGGCUGUGCCCCUCUGCUGGCCUGAUCUUCACACGUGAGGUGCAACUGGCAGAGAGUUCCUUGGCUGUGACGUGACCUCUGCUGGUGUGACCACUGGAUACCACCUGUGGGCUCUGCUCCACAGGCUUCGACGUGCCUCUGCUGCCAGUGCGACCUUACAGAUGUGGUGUGGGGGGCCCAGGCUGCAGUGUACCCCCUCUGCCAACACGAGCUGCAGGCGCAGUGCCUGGCAGGUAAACUCGGUUCAUGGACUCGCUGGACUCUGACAUGCCCCUUCCAUUGGCACUGCUGUCUGACCUUGGUGGGAGCCACGUGCCUGUUCUAAGCCACAGCAGAGAUUAAACAGCUGUCAGUGGUGUUUGUGUGUGCUGUGUGUUCUUGGGGGUUGCUCUCCAUCAGUGCUGAGCUAUGGCUCUGUGUGGUUUUUCUGUCAGUCCAACACCUGGCACCUCUGUGCUCUCACACUUGUUAGUCCAUGGGUGCAGAGUUUUAGGAAUGUUUAGCUCCAAACUGCAUCACUGCCCUUCCAUCAGCCUGGAAGAAUGAAAGCUAGGCCUCUGUGGUGCCUCAUGUCCUGUCAGCGUGCGACAUUGCCUGGAGGUGCUGCCCAAAGCACUUCUGUGUUCAGAGCAGCUUGUCCUGGCUAGGGCUCGCCGCGGACUUCGCACAAGGCCAUCCCACCCGGGCUGUGGUGGCUGGGUGUGGCACACUUCUGAGCACUAAGUGGCAUUACUUGUGUUUUACAGCCAUCUGAGCGUCAUUUGCACAUGAGAGUAUUUGCCUAUUUAAGUAUUGAAGAGUUUGAAGAACUAAGGACUGUCUCUCAGAACUUCUGCCUGUUCUUCUGUUCACUACACAGAGUGAGUGAAGCU